This is a messenger RNA of Mesorhabditis spiculigera, 891 nucleotides long. NCBI's taxonomy places the organism in Eukaryota, Metazoa, Nematoda, Chromadorea, Rhabditida, Rhabditidae. The record is from the annotation of a GenBank genome assembly.
AUGACGAAGGGACAGGGCAAAUUCCACGGUCGCACCGUCGUGAUCAGCGGCGCUUCGCGAGGUAUCGGCAAGGCGAUUGCGCUCCGGUUGGCCAAGGAUGGCGCCAAUAUUGUUGUCGCCGCCAAGACAGCCGAGCCACACCCUAAACUGAAGGGCACGAUUUAUACAGCCGCCAAGGAGAUUGAGGAGGCCGGUGGUCACGCACUCGCUUGCAUUGUCGAUGUCAGAAGCGAAGAGUCGGUCAGGGAAUGCGUUAGAAAAACCGUCGAACGUUUCGGCGGUAUCGAUAUUCUGAUCAACAACGCAUCUGCCAUCUCCCCAACAGCCACUGCCGAUACGGAUAUGAAGCGUUAUGACCUCAUGCACAAUAUCAACACCAGGGGAACAUUUUUGAUGACCAAGGAAUGCCUACCUUACCUGAAGAAGGGCAAAAACCCGCACGUCCUCAACAUCUCGCCGCCAUUGGAAAUGAAGGCCAAGUGGUUCCAGGCCCACGUUGGCUACACGAUGGCCAAAUACGGGAUGUCAAUGUGCGUACUCGGGCACGCUGAAGAAUUCCGCCCCGAUGGCAUUGCUGUCAAUGCACUGUGGCCAUUGACUGGAAUUUACACGGCGGCAAUGGAGAUGUUGGCGGGUGGCGAAGAUGCGAAGGCCGGGUGCAGGGAUCCGGCUAUUAUGGCUGACGCAGCCUACAAGAUUCUCUCCAAGGGCCCGGGCUUCACCGGCAAUUUCCUGGUAGAUGAAGAUUUCCUGAGGGCCGAAGGCGAGACCGAUUUCGAGCAGUAUGCGUGUGUGCCUGGAACCCAAUUGAUCACCGACUUCUUUCUCCCCGAGGAUUCUCUUCAACGACUCAAUCAAUAUAAUGAGGGAAUUGCUGCACGCAGUAAACUA